UGGGGUGUGAUGUGCUCCCCCAGUGCAGAGAUGUGGAAUGUCCCCCCCAGGAUCAGGCGGCCCCCAUUGGACAGAUCGGUGUGUUAUUAUUUGUAGCAUUCUGUCUCCGAUCGCCUGCGAUUGUUCCAUGGAGUGACAUCCCUCCCCGCCCGCCCGCCCGGUGAUCGGAGGAAGGAUCGGUGUGAUUUAUGUCCUCAGCCGCCUGACGUUCAGUCCUCCUCGCUCAUCCACCAACAUGUCUGCUCCUGUCGGGCCCAGGGGCGGCCCUCCGCCUCCCGCACAGCCGCUCUUACCGGAGAUGCCGGACCUCAGCCACCUGACCGAGGACGAGAGGAGGACCAUCCUGGCCGUCAUGGACCGGCAGAAGAAGGAAGAGGAGAAGGAGCAGUCUGUACUCAAGAAAUUGCACCAGCAGUUUGAAUCGUACAAAGAGCAAGUAAAGAAGAUGGGCGAUGAAGCUCAGCAGACACAGGAGCCGAAGGGGGACGCUCCCACCUGCGGGAUCUGCCACAAAACAAAGUUUGCAGAUGGCUGCGGCCAUAACUGUUCAUAUUGCCAAACAAAGUUCUGCGCACGUUGUGGAGGGAGAGUGUCAUUGCGCUCAAGCAAGGAGGAUAAAGUGGUGAUGUGGGUAUGCAAUUUGUGCCGAAAACAACAAGAAAUCCUCACUAAAUCUGGAGCCUGGUUUUACAGUAGUGGGUCAAAUACAACACAGAAGGGCAGUGACGAGGCCCAGGUAGGGCUCCAGAACGAAGAAGCACCUCAGGAGAAGAAGGCUAAGCUGCAAGAGCAGUCCCAGUACCAGGGACCCUCAGGGGACUUAAUCACACCAGCCACAGACAAAAGCCGGCCACAAGGGAUCGUAAGGCAAGACUCCAUUAAAAAUGGCUCUGGAAUAAAGCAUUCAGUUCCCAGCGAUCUACCAUCAGACAGGAAAAGAAGUCCAUCCAUAUCCAGAGACCAGAAUCGAAGAUACGACUCUCGGGACGAUAUAGGGGAACAUUCACAGUAUGUUACAUCAGACAGCGCAAUGCCUAGAUCACCAUCAGAUUUUUCUGACCGGCGAUCGCCGCGGGGGCCUCAGAUGUAUGAUGAACCUGAGCACGAUGAUUACCGGAGAAGUCGGAGGCAUUCUAAUGAGUAUUCGGUAGAUGAGGAGGACAUUCAGGACAGGGAUGAAUAUGAGAGACAAAGGCGGGAAGAGGAGUAUCAAGCGAGGUAUAGGAGUGACCCUAAUUUGGCUCGAUAUCCGGUAAAACCUCAACCUUAUGAAGAACAGAUGCGCAUCCAUGCAGAGGUUUCACGAGCGCGACAUGAAAGGAGACAUAGUGACGUUUCUCUAGCUCACACAGAGUUAGAAGAGUCUCGGAUGUCAAUGCUGAGGCUAGACAGACCGUCACGGCAAAGGUCUGCAUCUGAACGUAGGGCGGCCAUGGAGAGUCAGCGCUCUUAUUCUAUAGAAAGAACUAGAGAUGUGCAGGGGCCAAGUCCUGGUCGACAAAGGAACUCAAAUCAUAGUCCCCCAACUCCUAGGCGGAGCCCUAUUCCUAACGAUAGGCCAGAGUUGAGGCGUAGUGAUUCUUUACGGAAGCAGCAACACUUGGAUCCAAGUUCUGCCGUGAGGAAAACCAAAAGAGAAAAAAUGGAAACCAUGCUUAGGAACGACUCGCUUAGUUCAGACCAGUCUGAAUCUGUCAGGCCACCACCGCCCAAGCCUCAUAAAACGAAAAAGGGAGGUAAAACACGCCAGAUCUCGUUGAGCAGCUCGGAAGAAGAGCUGGCUUCAACGCCGGAGUACACGAGUUGUGACGAUGUUGAGAUUGAAAGUGAAAGUGUGAGUGAGAAAGGUGACAUGGAGUAUUGGAUGGAGCACACCUCUUGGCACAGCAGUGAGGCAUCCCCAAUGUCUUUGCACCCUGUUACGUGGCAAGCGUCCAAAGAUGGCGACCGAUUAAUUGGCCGUAUCUUAUUAAAUAAGCGGUUAAAAGAUGGCAGCGUGCCUCGAGAUUCUGGAGCUAUGCUUGGUCUAAAGGUUGUGGGAGGAAAAAUGUCAGAGACUGGUCUUCUCUGUGCUUAUAUCACCAAAGUGAAGAAGGGAAGCCUAGCAGACACUGUUGGGCGGCUGCGACCGGGUGAUGAGGUUUUAGAAUGGAAUGGGCGGAUAUUACAAGGUGCAACAUUUGAAGAAGUUUACAAUAUAAUUCUGGAGUCCAAACCAGAGGCACAAGUAGAAUUAGUGGUCUCCAGACCCAUAGGAGAUAUCCCCAGGAUACCUGAUAGCACACACGCCCCGCAAGAUUCCAGUUCUAGUUCGUUUGAGUCCCAGAAAAUGGAUCGUCCCUCCAUAUCUGUCACUUCUCCAAUGAGUCCUGGAAUGUUGCGUGACGCUCCCCAGUUCCUGUCUGGACAAAUUUCAAUAAAACUCUGGUAUGACAAAGGUGGUCAUCAACUAAUAGUCACUAUAUUAGGAGCGAAGGACCUACCAUCCAGAGAAGAUGGGAGACCGAGAAAUCCUUAUGUUAAAAUUUAUUUUCUUCCUGAUCGAAGUGAUAAGAACAAAAGAAGAACAAAGACUGUGAAGAAGACAUUAGAACCCAAAUGGAAUCAAACAUUUAUGUACUCUCCAGUUCCUCGGAGGGAGUUUAGAGAACGGAUGUUGGAGAUUACACUUUGGGAUCAAGCCAGAGUUCGAGAGGAAGAAAGUGAAUUCUUAGGAGAGAUUCUAAUAGAAUUAGAAACUGCACUUUUAGAUGAUGAGCCACAUUGGUACAAGCUACAGACGCAUGAUGUGUCUUCAUUACCACUACCCCACCCAUCUCCCUUUAUGCAGCGGAGGCAGAUGCAUGGGGAAAGCCCGACCAGAAGAUUGCAAAGAUCCAAGAGAAUAAGUGACAGUGAAGUAUCUGACUAUGACUGCGAUGAUGCCGUUGGGGUUGUAUCAGAUUACCGGCACAAUGGACGUGACAUGCAGAGUUCAACAUUAUCUGUUCCAGAGCAAGUCAUGUCAUCCAAUCACUGUUCCCGGACAGGAUCCCUCCAUGUAGAUAGUAUAGGAAGGACGAGAUCCUGGUCUCCGAGUGUUCCACCUCCACAAAGUAGGAGUAUGGAACAGGGACCAAGAGGGACAAGAUCUGGCCCUGAACAGUACAAUUACAUGGGCAGAGUGGAAAGGCAUCGUGUAUUAGAUAACCACUACUCCCCAAACAGAGAAAGGAAUUGCGAACCGGCAGAUAGACACCCAUAUCAAAGAUCCAGGUCCACAGAGCAACGGCCUGUACUUGAGCGGACCAACUGCCGCUCCCGAUCCACUGAGCGCCCUGACUCAAACCUCAUGAGGUCGAUGCCUUCAUUAAUGACGGGAAGAUCUGCCCCUCCUUCACCUGCCUUAUCGAGGGCACAUCCUCGUGCUGGCUCUGUUCAAACAAGCCCGUCAGGCACACCGUUAGCAGGACGCAGAGGUCGUCAGCUGCCGCAACUCCCACCGAAGGGGUCGCUGGACCGAAAAGACUUGGAUUUGCCACGGAGACGAAACUCAGGUUCGAUGGAUGUAGAAGAGAGGAAUCGGCAGAUAAAGAUGAAGAUCAACAAAUAUAAGCAGACGACUGGCUCAGACUCAAGACUAGAAAAAGAUUAUAAUUCCAAGUACCGAUCCGGACGGGAUCCGCAGAGGGGCUCAGACAAUGUUUCCAACAAAUCAUCAGACAGCGAUGUGAGCGAUGUAUCCGCCGUUUCCAGGACAAGCAGUGCCUCCCGCUUCAGCAGUACCAGCUACAUGUCUGUCCAGUCUGAGAGGCCGCGAGGGAACAAGAAAAUAAGUGUUUUUACAUCCAAAAUGCAAAGCAGACAGAUGGGAGCCUCUGGAAAAAACAUGACUAAAAGUACCAGCAUCGGAGGAGAUAUGUAUACAUUGGAGAAGAACGACGGCAGCCAGUCCGACACAGCUGUGGGAACUGUAGGCACAGGAAACAAGAAACGGCGAUCCAGCAUCGGCGCCAAAAUGGUGGCUAUUGUUGGCCUAUCAAGGAAAAGCAGAAGUACCUCACAGCUCAGCCAAACAGAAGUUGGAGGUAAAAAGUUAAAAAGCACGAUCCAACGAAGUACAGAAACUGGACUAGCAGUGGAGAUGAGAAAUUGGAUGACCAGACAAGCAAGUCGAGAGUCUAACGAUGGGAGUAUGAACAGUUACAGCUCUGAGGGAAACUUAAUAUUUCCUGGGGUCCGGUUGGGUUCUGACAGCCAAUUCAGUGAUUUCUUGGAUGGAUUAGGUCCUGCACAGCUGGUUGGACGACAGACGUUAGCAACUCCUUCAAUGGGGGACCUUCAGAUUGGAAUGAUGGAUAAGAAGGGACAGUUGGAGGUGGAAAUUAUACGAGCGCGUGGGCUUGUAACAAAACCAGGGUCCAAGACACUGCCAGCACCAUACGUAAAGGUGUAUCUAUUAGAAAAUGGAGUUUGCAUAGCCAAAAAGAAAACAAAAGUAGCAAGAAAAACGCUGGAGCCUUUAUACCAGCAACUGUUAUCUUUUGAAGACUCACCCCAAGGAAAGGUCUUACAGAUAAUUGUGUGGGGUGACUAUGGACGGAUGGAUCACAAAUCUUUUAUGGGUGUGGCACAGAUACUUUUAGAUGAACUGGACCUUUCCAAUAUGGUGAUUGGAUGGUUUAAACUAUUUCCCCCUUCCUCUCUAGUAGACCCAACAUUGGCUCCUUUAACCAGGAGAGCUUCUCAGUCUUCUCUUGAAAGUUCCACAGGACCUUCUUAUUCUAGGUCAUAGCACCUGUAAAAAUAAACUGUUGUCUCUGCAACCAGCGUUUCAAAAAUAAACAACGUCAAAAUCACAAGAUUACGAAAUAUGACAGGUCGCGCACCCUGGUAAACACUGCAUGCUUAAUUUUGUGUCUUCUGAGCCUGUUACUAGGGAUAAUGGGCGAUCCUGCGCUCUCAGCGGAAGUCGCACACAUUGUGCGCUAUAGAAGGCUCUCAGGUGAUGGAGGGGAGCUAGCUGACGGCAUUGAAGACCAGUGAAGCUCAGUUCUAGUUGAGUCUGAAGCCAUGGAUUAUUGACACUAACAAAAGAAAUAUUUCACGCGACGAAAGUCAUCUUCAGUGACAUAUCACGUUGUUGCAACAUUUUCUUUUUUAUAUUUGCCCCCAAAGAUUGGAAACGCCUGCGAAGGAACCCUGAGUAAGGAGAUCGAUAAAGUAUGGGGUACUACAAGGAGUAUGAAAUCCGAUGGAACGCCAGUGUUAUUAAGAAGUUAUUUAGAAGGUCACACAUGCCCAUAGAUUGAAGCAAAGUUUGCUUAGCAGUAGCAUUAAUGGAGUCCACUAUUUGACGAAUUUCACCAGGGAAGAAUUUUUCUGUGGUUAUCCGGUACUUCAGAGACAAAAACAUUGUUUUUUGUUUUGCAUGAACAUGGAUCUAAGUGAACACUAAAAUAAUUUUCUUUGGCCUGCAACUUGCAAAAAAUAUGAAACAAAAUAACAAAAAGAUACAGCCAUUUUCAACAAUUUAUAUUCUUUUUGAGAAAAAGAUUUCACUAGUGCAUGGUUUAAAAAAAAAAGGGGGGGGGGAGCGAAUGCAACGGCGUGAAACAAAGACAAACCACGUUUCUCAUUCUAAAAAAACAAUCAUGGUCUGUGUUUUUGCAGGCAUAUGUUAAAAUAAAAUUUCUUUCUAGCAAAUAUUUAAAAUUCUCUUUAUGUGACAAAAAAUGUAACAUAUAUGAUUUAUUUAAAUGUUAAAAGGUACAAACCUUGUAGAGUUGAACAUGUACAUGUCCACCAUUUCUUCUUUCCUAGGUCCCUGUUUUUUGCAUUGUGUCCCACGAUCUUCCCAAACCUCUUUUCUGAUGCCAUUCUUUCAGGUUGGUUGAUGGCACACCACCUUACCCUGUGUGCCUUGAUUGCUUCUCUGUCCCCAUGUUUGGAAACUUUUUGCAGAUUUUUUUCCUGCAUUCUUGAAAUGUUUGACAAAAUUCCUUGUUUGACCUGCCAGAUACAGUGAAGGUCAUCCUCUUGAUGUCCAUUGCAUAGCAACCUUUCUUGAAAAUCAAGCAUGUUGAAAAGAAUUUUGCAACAUGGCUUGAGAAUACCUAAGGUAAUUCAGCAUGUAUUUGAUAUAAAAGAUAUUUGAACUUUUUUGCAAUAUCUUGUACAGUGCAUGGUAACGAUUUUUUUCACCAUCAAAUUGAGUCUUAAAGGGAAUAAAAUUAUUUAGCUAAGUGGCCAUUGUCCAUCUUCGUACAUUCUCAGUGCCCAGCAUUGUUGAACUCGAGAGUUUGGUGGAAAGUUCUCUCUUUGAACAAAAGAAUAUCCACUAUUUUUCAAUUAAGGUAUGCCCUUUUUGCACUUUGUCAGAGUUGUGUAUCAUACAAGCAACGUUUUUACUUGAUCUUUUAUUUUCGAUGCUACAAAGGUCAAACUUUUCAAAGUUGCUUUGUUAUGAAUGGCAGUUCAGUCGGUGUCAUGGCUGACCACACUUGCUGAUUUUUUUCUUGCCGAUGGCAUGCUUCUUUCAAUGAAAUGUUAUGUUAUGGUGAAGUAGUUCUAACACCGGGCUCUAGCUGCCAUAUUUGUGGUCCUGUAACUUUUUAGGAACACAACCGUUGAGCUCUGUGGGACCUUAAUGUUCACCCCCUUCUCCCCCCCCCCCAACUUCCCAAGGUAAAACCAAAAAUAUCUGUUUGGGUGUGUUGCCGAUUUGCAUCUUGAAAUUCGAAGGCUCCAAUAUUAUUUAUCAUAGUGUACUGGUUCAGAUAGAUGAAUUGUGACAUUGCCUUUAUUUUUUUACUUUCUUUAUCUUCUAAAUCAGUCUUAAAGUGAACCUGCAGCCAGGCUAUGGACCUUAAAGUGGUUUACAUAUUCUUAACAAGUAAAAAUCAAAUAUUAAAGCAAGCCCUCUGUAGCUAAAAGUACUGUGGAGCAAUUCAUCCUCAAGCUUCAGGCUUCAUGUGCACUGGUUAUUUUUGAUGCUGCUCUUAGGGGUGUCUAACUUUUUUUAUGCCUCUAAACACCCCAGCAUAUUUGCCUAUGUUUCCAUGCACACAUAGAUGUUUAGAGGCAGGGGCAUUUAGAUGCAGAGAAGAAAUCCACUGCCAGUGUUUCCAGGAGCAGCAGCGUUUUGGCAGAAAAAACACCUGACAAGUUUUACCGCAUUUAAACACGCAAUAAUGCUAGGCGCAUUUAGCCCUUGAGGGUUAAUUCAUUUCAGUCACAGAACAAUAUUUUAUUAUGGCCAAUGAAAUGACUUAAAGUGUUUGUAACCCCCAUUCAUGAAAUUUGACCUAUGUGUAGUGUUUAUUUAUCUCUCUCCAAAGCUCUA
Messenger RNA from Rana temporaria (common frog), 7324 nucleotides. It is a transcript of the gene RIMS2, whose product is annotated as regulating synaptic membrane exocytosis 2. Gene Ontology annotation, cellular component: cytoskeleton of presynaptic active zone; presynaptic membrane. The coding region runs from base 236 to 4774 and encodes 1512 amino acids. The record is from RefSeq and is a predicted model, not a curated record. Gene Ontology annotation, molecular function: transmembrane transporter binding; small GTPase binding. NCBI's taxonomy places the organism in Eukaryota, Metazoa, Chordata, Amphibia, Anura, Ranidae. Gene Ontology annotation, biological process: intracellular protein transport; positive regulation of synaptic transmission; calcium ion-regulated exocytosis of neurotransmitter. The transcript is spliced from 28 exons.